AUGACUGCAGUCGGCAUCGAGCGCGCGCUCACAACGCUGAGGCAGAAGUUUCGGCGGGUCUUCUUCACACCAGGUGACCACGACCUCCAGAUCCAUCAGACCGAGCACGCGCGGUAUCCGGAUUCGAUGGCAAAGUUCAUUGCCAUCAUCUCCUUAUGCGACGAUCUCGGUGUGGACAUAUGCCCAGCUCCCAUCUGGGACGGCCUGUUGGUGGUGCCAAUCCUGUCGUGGUACGACGUCGAGUAUGACGUGAACGACCCGUUUCCCGACCCGAACGUGCAGACCGACGCAGAAUGCAAGUGGCCCAUGGACGCAGACACACAGGCGGGACUGGGAGAAGGCGGGGCAGGAUGA
Messenger RNA from Prorocentrum cordatum, 354 nucleotides. The record is from the annotation of a GenBank genome assembly. Lineage: Eukaryota; Dinophyceae; Prorocentrales; Prorocentraceae.